UUAAACCCAGUGAGAUCCCAGCGCUGCAGCCCGGGGCGCUUUCCUGAGAUUGUGGACUCGGUCACACACGGGGAGAUGUCCAGCACAGCCAUGAAGAAAAAGGUGUUGCUGAUGGGAAAGAGUGGGUCGGGAAAGACCAGCAUGAGAUCAAUCAUCUUCGCCAAUUAUAUUGCCAGAGACACUCGGCGACUGGGAGCCACGAUUGAUGUGGAGCACUCCCACGUGCGUUUCCUGGGCAAUCUGGUGCUGAACCUGUGGGACUGUGGAGGACAGGACACGUUCAUGGAGAACUACUUCACCAGUCAGAGAGAUAACAUCUUCCGCAACGUGGAGGUGCUGAUCUACGUGUUUGAUGUGGAGAGCCGAGAGUUGGAGAAAGACAUGCACUACUACCAGUCCUGUUUGGAAGCCAUCCUUCAGAAUUCGCCUGAUGCUAAGGUUUUCUGCCUGGUGCACAAAAUGGACCUCGUUCAGGAAGACCAGAGGGACCUGAUCUUUAAAGAACGUGAAGAGGACCUAAAGAGAUUGUCCCGCCCACUCGCGUGCACCUGUUUUAGAACCUCUAUUUGGGACGAGACACUUUAUAAGGCCUGGUCCAGCAUUGUGUAUCAGCUCAUCCCCAACGUGCAACAGCUGGAAUCCAACUUGCGCAAUUUUGCCCAGAUCAUUGAGGCAGACGAGGUGCUGCUUUUUGAAAGAGCCACUUUCCUGGUGAUCUCACACUAUCAGUGCAAGGAGCAACGAGAUGCCCAUCGCUUUGAGAAGAUCAGCAACAUUAUUAAACAGUUCAAGCUAAGCUGCAGUAAGUUGGCUGCUUCCUUCCAGAGCAUGGAAGUGCGCAACUCCAACUUUGCGGCCUUCAUUGACGUAUUCACCUCCAACACCUACGUCAUGGUGAUCAUGUCUGACCCCUCCAUACCUUCUGCUGCCACUCUCAUCAACAUUCGCAAUGCCAGGAAGCAUUUUGAGAAGUUGGAGAGGGUGGACGGCCCCAAACACAGCUUGCACAUGCGCAUGCGCUAGACAUCUGACCCUGCCUACGUGGGUGCUCUCUAAACGGAGGGCGUCCGUGCCAGGGGAAUGACACCCUCGGGAAUUCCUCAUAUCUGCUGACUUCACUGCAUCCAGGGUGUUUUUUAGAGACUUUUUCUUCCCGCUUUAAGAUGAAAGGCUUUGACCCGGCUUGGUCCUGGAACUUUUGAACGUUAUAUCGGUUGGGAUUAAAGGAGAUCUGGCCACAAGUACAAAAUCAUGACCUACAAGGUGGGAUAGUGGGUGGGGCUUGGGAUCUCAAACACACACACAGUAUCUAUGCCGCUGAUCUUUCUGGGUUGCGGGGGGUGCUGGUGCCUGGGGUUUGGGAUAUAAAUCGGAAAAAACUGGAGGGGGAAGCACAAUUAAAUGUCCCCUUAACACAGAAUUAGUGCCAUACAGUAACCUGUAUUCAACCCCCCCAACAAACGCAGUGGGCAUAUCGUUCACUUUGUUUUUGUUUGUUUGUUUGUUUUUCUGUUCCCUCUGUUCACCGAGUUUUUCAUGGUUUUGCAUUGUUUAAGUGCUGCAUGUGUUGCCGCUUUUCACAGUACAGUCUGUUCCACUGAACGUCGAACAAGACAACAGCGACACGAGUCUAAGGAAGAGUCUAAGGAAACCUGCAAGACUAUAAUGUUGGUAAAAAGUGGUCUCAAAUGAAGCACAUGGUCACAUCUCUCCUUUUUAUAAAGGAUUUACUGUUCGUAUUUCCAUAUUUAUUAUCUUGAUGAUUGCAAAACAAAAUAAAAUCAAAGCAAAUAUGAUUGUCCUCGGAAAUGAA
Messenger RNA from Pygocentrus nattereri (red-bellied piranha), 1813 nucleotides. It is a transcript of the gene rraga, whose product is annotated as Ras-related GTP binding A. Lineage: Eukaryota; Metazoa; Chordata; Actinopteri; Characiformes; Serrasalmidae. Gene Ontology annotation, biological process: cellular response to amino acid stimulus; regulation of autophagy; positive regulation of TOR signaling. The transcript is spliced from 10 exons. Gene Ontology annotation, molecular function: GTPase activity; GTP binding. Bases 76 to 1023 code for a protein of 315 amino acids. The record is from RefSeq and is a predicted model, not a curated record. Gene Ontology annotation, cellular component: lysosome; Gtr1-Gtr2 GTPase complex; nucleus.